CCAGACUGAACUUCAACUCAAUCUUUAUUAACCGCUUCUUUGCAGCUCCUCGUACAUGACAUAGGGAACUGACUGAUGACCUGAUGAAAAUAAAAAACUUACUCUUUGUAUCCAACUUCUGGUUAGGUAGCUUUCUGACUUACUUGAUAACAAACUAGAUAGCCGUCUUAAGCCCUCUUUCAUCUCAAGAACAUACGUGUAGUACGAGACUAUUUCGACAGAAAACUUGAAAGGUUUCCAGUGGCAUCAAUUCAAACUGUGACAACCAGUUUAAACUAUAAAUAGGCCUAUUAUAAAUAAAUGAAGCUGUGAUUUUAGCACAUUUAUAGCAGAUUUGUGUGAACACUUUAUAUUUUAUUCAACCUCCACCUCUUCCUGGUGCCUUGCUGUGGAUUAGUUGAAGUGCAACUCAAAUAACACGUAGGGCGGAGUCUUAGCUGAACACGCCAUUGUCUAAAGCGCUGCCACUUUCCUAGACAAUCCACAUACCUCAGUACACCUGUUCAGUGUGAACCAGUGAAGUUUCUGUGUAUUAUUAACUAAAUUAACAAGUACAAGCCAUACAGACACCGCUCCUACCCAGAAAAGAUCGACUAAGUAAAGAUCAUGGCCUCUACCAUCUGCUUGCUCCCUGAGAAGCACUUCUUGUGCUUUCUGUGUAGGGACAUCUUCACCAGCCCCGUAACCAUACCAUGUGGACACAGCUUUUGCUUGUCCUGCCUGUCCAAAUACUGGACACGACAUCAGUUGAAAUACUGCCCUCACUGCAGGAGACUGUUCACAGACAAGCCUGACCUCAGUGUCAACCACAUACUGGCAGACGUAUCUGAAAACUACAGGAAGUCUCGACCACAGAAACCACCAGAUGAGGAAACGGUUAUAGAUGUUAACCAAAUGAUUCAGGAAAGGGUGCAGAAGAUAGAAAGACUGAAAUACUCUCUCGGGCUACAAAAGAACUCUUACCUCAGAGAGGUGCGAGAGAGUCAGAAGAUCUUCUCUGCACUUGUAAAUGCUAUGGAGAAGAGCCAUAAAGCUGUUGUUGCUGCAAUUGAGGAGAGGCAGAGAGAAGAGGAGAGCAGGGUAGAAACACUGGUCAAAGAGAUCGAACAGGAGAUUGAGGAGCUGAGGAAGGAGACCAAAGAACCGGACCCUCAGAUCUCUGGUGAUCAGAGUGACGACUUGAAGCGACCUGCCAAGCCCUGUGAGAUGAAGGACUGGUCCAAGGUUACCAUAGAAACUGAUCCUUGUAUUGGAGUCACCAGAAGAGCACUGUCAGACGUGUUGGAACAAAUAAAGUUAGAAGUCAACAGACUCUCCAAAGCUGAACUUAAGAGAAUCGAGAAAUACUCAGUGGAUGUUAACCUAAGUGCUAAAACAGCAAACCCUUUCCUUUGGGUCUCAGAUGACAGAAAGCAGGUGAGGCACACGGAUAAGCUUCAGGAAGUACCGGAGAACCCCAAGAGGUUUGACAGAGUGGGAAAUGUUCUGGCCAAAGAAAGCUUCGCUGGCGGGAGGUGCUACUGGGAAGUGGAGGUUGGGGAGAAGAUAGAAUGGACCCUAGGUGUUGCCAGACAGUCCGUAAACAGGAAAGGCAAGUUCACAGUGUGCCCUGCAAAUGGUUUCUGGACCUUAAGCCUAAAAGCUGGAGGCCAGUACAUUGCAAACACCUCUCCUGUCACCCAGUUGGCUCUAGACCAACGACCCAAGAAGUUUGGAGUGUUUCUGGAUUACAACGAAGGUCGUGUGUCCUUCUACUGCGCAGACUCUGGAGUCCACAUUCAGACCUUCACGGAUAAGUUCACAGAUCGGCUCCAUCCAUUCUUCAGUCCUGGUCGCAUGCAUGGAGGCAGAAAUGCAGCUCCUCUAGUCAUCUGCUCAAGUUUUUGCAACAUCUAAACCUCAUUCCAGUUUAAAAAGAGUUACUUGUUGGUUCUUGUUAUCUCCUUAAUAUUUAUCUAGCGUGAUUAAUGUGUUUAUUUAUUUACAAAGCUAUUGAACAAUGAGCCACAUUUUCCCUGUCAGAGCAGGCUACUGAACAAGAUGGUGCAAAAGGACUACGUCAGUACACUUGAAAACUUCAAUGAAACGCAUAAACAGACUGAAAAAAGAAAAAAAGUGUGGCAGUAAAUAAUAGAUGGCUGUCAUAAAUGAACAAGUGAGUGAAAGUA
This is a messenger RNA of Haplochromis burtoni (Burton's mouthbrooder), 2168 nucleotides long. RefSeq names its product bloodthirsty-related gene family, member 2 (gene btr02). Bases 607 to 1896 code for a protein of 429 amino acids. The transcript has 7 exons. NCBI's taxonomy places the organism in Eukaryota, Metazoa, Chordata, Actinopteri, Cichliformes, Cichlidae. The record is from RefSeq and is a predicted model, not a curated record. Gene Ontology annotation, molecular function: protein binding.